Molecule: messenger RNA, 564 nt
Organism: Rosa chinensis
Lineage: Eukaryota; Viridiplantae; Streptophyta; Magnoliopsida; Rosales; Rosaceae
Product: zinc finger MYM-type protein 5-like
Exons: 1
Coding region: 1-564 (187 amino acids)
Source: RefSeq, a predicted model, not a curated record
AUGAAUGCUCAUGAUAAUCAUGGUGAAGAAGAAAGAGAACAUAUGAUUGACACUGAGAAUGAAGAUCAACUCAUGGAUGAGGAAGAUAAUGAUAGUAUGGAUCAAGAUGUCCAAAAUGAAGAUUUCAAUGAGCAAAUUAACUUUCCUUUGAAUGUUGAUGACCCAGGUAAUUGGGAUAAGAUUGACUAUAAUAUCAGAGACUUUUUGGUUGAAAGAGGUCCUCAAAGAGACCAUGAUUACAAUUUUCCCAAAGAUAGUAGAGGCAGACAUUUUUCUUCAGAACAUUUCUUUCGAUAUUUACCAAAUGGCGAGAAGCAAGAUCGGAAUUGGCUAGUGUAUUCAGAGUCUCUAGAUAGAAUAUUUUGCUUUUGCUGCAAGUUGUUUAAGAAGGACGAGCAGAAAAUUAAUUUGGGCAACAUAGCUGGUGUAGGAUACAAAGAUUGGAAGAACCUUGGUCGGAGGCUUAAGGGUCAUGAAACAAGUAAUGUGCAUGCUUAUUGUAUGAGUAGAAGGAUUGAAUUGAAAAAGAGACUACAAAAGAAUCAGGCAAUUGAUAAAAGCUAG